AAAAUAUAUUGUGUCAUAUUUCGAUAUUGAGAAAUAAUUAACUGUGAAAUGAUAAAUAGCUGUUCAAGAAUCUAGGGAAAGUAGCGGCGAUUGCUGAUUUGACGAGAGAACUUGUAUAUCAGUGUACGCGAUAUGUCGAGAACUCGAGUAACAUUUUCGUUUUUAUUUUUUAACUAAAUUCUACGAUCGAAUGGAUAUUGGUCGAUAUCAAGAAAUAUACUUACUCGUUCACUAGUAAAAGCGCAGUGAUAUAUGUCAAAAAAAUUGAUAAGAAAAAAAUGCACAGGGAGAAACCAGAACUAGAGCGAAUUCGCUUGGUUGAUGAGAGGAAUCAUGGUAUAAAUAGAUAAAUAAUAUACAUAGCGAUAAAAACGAUGAUGUACGUAAUGCAAGGAUAGCCAUUAUCAGCAAUAAUCAACGCUGACCAAUCAUCUGCGCUCGAUAUUGCGAGCUUAGAAUAUUGAAUUGGAUUUCUUUCGCUUCUCAAAGUACCAUCUUUGGGAAAUCUAUCAUUUCCUUUAAUGCGGAUUUAUAUAUAGAGAUUAGAUGGAUGGUGUGUCGAGAUUAAACAAGUGUACACGGAUCUCCUAAAUAUUCGAGAGUGAUCUUUGUGAAUAUCGAGACGUGUCGAAUGGGAUUUCUCGCAGAUCAUCAUCGUCGUGGAUCAUCGAUGUAGCGCGAUGUCGGUCUGGUUGCCUGUCGUGGCGGCGACGCUGUGCCUCUGGAUGAGCGCUGGGAGUCAGUUCAGUGACAAUACACCGCCCACAAUGUGGCUGAAUCGGAACUGGAGGCUUCCGGACAACGAACCCGUAGGAAACAUCGUGACCAGGGUUCGCGCCGAGGACAACGAGCAGGAUACGCUGACCUUUGGUUUGGAACCGCACAAUUACAAUGGGGACGACAGUCCACCAUCGCCGUUGCCCUUUUACAUCGACAACAGCACCGGCACCGUCUUUCUCAACAAGACUCUCAAAGGAAGAGGAGGCCAGAACCUGUUGCUCUAUGUGACCGUUUCUGACGGUCAGCUUACGGCGAAGACCGAGGUUUACGUUAACAUCAUAAACUCAUCGGCAGAUCAGGGAAACCCAAGGAUACCAUUCCCAUUCCCACCAAACCAGCACGGUUCCGGCGGUCGAAUAGGAUCGCCCUACCUCACUUUACCAAAUUUACCAAAUUUCGCCUCACCCUUACCUCCUUUGCCGACAAAGCAGUAUCUCGAAACCACGAAACUCGAAUUGGAAAAGACGAAAUCCAAGGAAAACAACGUUAGCGGCGGUGUCGUUGGCAGUACCAUCACAGAAGAGGACGUCCAGGUGAACGAAGUGGAGAGUCCUGCAUUGAGCUCGAAAUCACCCACUCGUGCACCCUCCACCGCGCCACCCUCGCAGGACAUGGCGAUGACUCUGAUACCAGUGGUAGCCGGAUGUGCUCUCGUUGUGGGCCUCGGCAUGGGCGUUUGGUCCUUGAGGAACAGAUUCUGCGGUAGCCGCAAAUCCAAGGCGGAUACGAAAGAACAAGCGUCAGUCAGCGUCUCUAAUCUAUCCGACGACCCUUCUCUCAUUCUGAAAAGGUGGCGAGGUCCAAAGGCUCGUAGCAAUCGUUAUCAACCGUGGGAGAAAGAAUCUCAAGCAGGCAUUCAGAACAAACAGGAGGAUAAAUGGGAGUUUCCCAGGCAUAGACUGAAAGUUUUCAACAUCCUUGGCGAAGGUUGCUUCGGUCAAGUAUGGAAAUGCGAGGCUCUAGAUAUCGACGGCAAGUCCGGUGCCACAAUUGUAGCGGUGAAGACUCUGAAGGAGAAUGCUACCGAACGUGAGCGGCUGGACCUUGCACAAGAAUUGCGGGUCAUGAAAAAUCUAGAUCCUCAUCCUAAUGUAGUGCGACUUUUGGGAUGUUGCACCGAGCGCGAACCCAUGUUCGUCAUCUUGGAAUACGUAAGUGGUGGUAAACUUCAAAGCUUCCUCAGAGCCUCCAGAGAAGAAAGGAAUCACGGAGGUGCAGGAUUGACCUCCAGAGAUCUCACUGGAUUUGUAUAUCAGAUCGCCAAGGGUAUGGAGUAUCUGGCGUCGAAAGGCAUCAUUCACAGAGACUUGGCUGCCAGGAACAUCCUGAUCGACGAGAAUCGCGCGUGCAAAGUGGCGGACUUUGGCUUUGCCAGGGACGUGGCAGCCAAUCAGAUUUACGAGAGAAAAUCCGAAGGCAGACUUCCGAUCAGAUGGAUGGCACCCGAGAGUCUGUAUGACAAUAUAUUCUCUGUUAAAUCCGAUAUCUGGAGCUUUGGCGUGUUGAUCUGGGAAAUCGUGACUUUGGGAUCGACCCCGUAUCCCGGACUAGCUGCCGCAGAAGUGAUGCGAAGGAUUAAAGAGGGUUACAGAUUGGACAGGCCUGAGCACUGUAAAAGAGAGCUCUAUAAUAUCAUGUAUUAUUGCUGGGACAAGGAUCCGGCGUGCAGACCAUCCUUUGCCGAACUUGUUAGUUUGACUGAAGGUCUACUGCUUGAUGAAACGGACUAUAUCGAGCUCGAUAGGUUUCCAGAUCACUCGUAUUACAAUGUACUUAAUCUCAGUGGAGAAAAAUUGUGAGGGUUUGUGAUGAUUGUGAUCAUUAUUUGGAUUUUUGUUAAUAGAUGAUGCGUUCUUACAAUUAUUAUUAUCAUUUAAUUAAACUGAUCUAUUGCAUUAU
Messenger RNA from Camponotus floridanus (Florida carpenter ant), 2679 nucleotides. RefSeq names its product tyrosine kinase receptor Cad96Ca (gene Cad96Ca). Gene Ontology annotation, biological process: protein phosphorylation; multicellular organism development; homophilic cell-cell adhesion. Bases 681 to 2579 code for a protein of 632 amino acids. The transcript is spliced from 8 exons. Gene Ontology annotation, molecular function: transmembrane receptor protein tyrosine kinase activity; calcium ion binding; ATP binding. Gene Ontology annotation, cellular component: signaling receptor complex; membrane. NCBI's taxonomy places the organism in Eukaryota, Metazoa, Arthropoda, Insecta, Hymenoptera, Formicidae. The record is from RefSeq and is a predicted model, not a curated record.